GGCGCCGUGCUUUUUUACCCCGCCUCGAGUCGAGCCAACUUACUUCAGUUGACUUCUGACCGUUGCACGGGAAGGGUGUGUUUCUUCUUGAUGAAAACUGAAAGACGUAAAGUUACGAUUAUGAAGUGUUAAUGUGUGUGAAUAUGCAAAAUUAAGUGUUUAAUAAGGAUUAUAUUUUUUGGAUUGAAUUUUUGUGAAGAUUAUAAUUAUGUCUAGUGUUACAACUGCGGAUGCUGUGAGGGCUGAUGUUAAAGAACGUAUAAUAGAAAGAGACGCUGGCUUCGUGUCUGGCGGUGAAGAUGACGACUCGUGCUCUGGGCCAGCACAUUCUGACGAUUCUGGAGUUAGACUGGUUGAGAAUGAUAGAAAACACAGCAGAUCCCCUUCGAGACAACCACCAAAGAAAAGAUUACGUCUCGGUUCGCGAGAAGACUUGGCCAGCUUUGAAAGCGACGCUCCAUCAUCCCCUUUUCGACCGUGGUCAUUCGUAGAGGAACCACAACGCGAACCUCUCUCCUUAGUCAAGAAAACCAGUGAAACUAGCCUACUCAGACAAAGAAGAAGACCGCUCGAGCCUCCACCACCACCACCAAUACCAAUCAUUGAACCAGUUGGACCUCCGCGAGUCCCGCCUCAUCCAGGAGUAGAAGAAUGCUCUGACAAAAAACCUAGGGAGCAAAGAAAUUACAAGAACAUGACGAGAGAGAGACGGAUAGAAGCAAACGCUAGAGAAAGAACAAGAGUUCACACUAUCAGCGCUGCCUUUGAUACCCUUCGAAAAGCAAUCCCUGCGUAUAGUCAUAACCAGAAACUGUCUAAGCUGUCAGUAUUAAGGAUAGCAUGUGCGUAUAUUUCUGCCUUAUCAUCAGCUAUAGAGCCAGACGACGACCUCUCAGAUGCAGUAGAAAAAGUCACCCAGACGAUACACACAGAAGGAAAGUUAAGAAAAAAGAAAGAUGACCCUUGAAUCGUUUAAGGCUGUCCUUGGUUAAAAGAGAAGAAUCAGAGGAGAUUACUUUGAAACUGAAGAUGAUUUAAAUACGUCCGUUCUAGUACAAAGACGACAAUAAUUGUGUAGUUACUUAGGAGCUUUACGUUGAAUCUCGUGGCUGGUGCCUUUUCAAAGUUCCUAAUUCAGCGGGGCGCUAGUUGCCAAAACUAAUAAGUUUAAUCUGUAACGGGGAACUAUAUUAUGAUUAUUAAAAAAGAAAAUUGUAGACGACAAUGACAUAAUUCGCUCAUUAAAGACAUUUUAAAGGGACUCUUAGACACGUUUAAUUCUUAAGUACAUUGUCAAUGUCCUGUCAGUUUCAAUAGCAAUACUUAUUACCUCAAUGAAAUGUCAUUUGGCGUAGCCAUUACCAUUCCCAUCCCAGUAUUAAAAUGUCGAAAAUGUUUAUUAAUUUGGGCUUUAAUUCUAUAUAUUUAUUAUAAAUCGAGUCAGUAAUUUUAAGACAGAAUUGUAUAUUUUAUAUAAUUAGUGUAAGGUGUAUAAUGUGUACAGCCCUAUGUUUAAGGCACAAAAGAUUGAAUUAAAACAUUGGAGACUUAUAAUUUGUUUUCGAUUUACAUGCAUUUAGUCAACUGCCUUACUAAUAAAUAUCUCAAAUGUACCUGUCAACUAUAGACAUCUAUACUCUCUACACCUCGUAUAGUCUAUGACAAGAGCGUUGAUUACAAGAAAUAAAUUGACAUUUUAUUAAAAGUUGCUUUUUCAUUACGUUCUUCGGAACUCUGUGGUCAAAAGACUACGUUGGGGAGAAUAUUUCUGAUGAAAAAAAAUGUUAUAUUUUGAAAAUCUAUAGAUAAAGUUAAUUCAUAUGUCAACAAAUCACGGAUUUAAGUAAGGCUGCUAUUAAUAUAAGUGCCUCUAGAUACACCGCUGUGCCGAAAAAUAUAUGCCUUAAACAGAUGUUGUGAUAAUGUAAAUAUUAGGUUAAAUGUAAUUAAAAUGUUAAAGGGAAGACAUAUAACACCAUUGUGAUUUGUCAGCGAGGUCCAUCUCAAUAUUAUAUAUUUCUGAAGCGAAAAUUCCAUCAAUAAUAGAAUUAUGAGCGUUUAUAUUCCUUGUUUUUUUAAGUACCUUAAAUACCGAUUUUAUUUAUUGACUUAAUAAUAAGCUUGCACAACUAUUAUGACGUCACUAAUAGCACGGACAAACCCUAUGUGGUUUCUCAGAACUCUCGUAAAAAUUCGUGGUACGAGUUAAAUUGUUGUCUCAAUCGCGGUGUUGUAGUAGGCUUUCUGGUGGUAUACAAUGAUUGUAUGAUUAUUAAAAACUCAUUAUUUUCAAACAUUAUUGUUAAUCAGUCAUCAAACGUAUCUUAUGCUGCAAAUCAUAACGUGUAUAAAAGAAUAAAACGUUGAUCGUGUA
This is a messenger RNA of Pieris rapae (cabbage white), 2374 nucleotides long. RefSeq names its product protein atonal homolog 8 (gene net). Lineage: Eukaryota; Metazoa; Arthropoda; Insecta; Lepidoptera; Pieridae. Bases 209 to 967 code for a protein of 252 amino acids. Gene Ontology annotation, molecular function: DNA-binding transcription factor activity; protein dimerization activity. The transcript is spliced from 2 exons. The record is from RefSeq and is a predicted model, not a curated record.